Molecule: messenger RNA, 741 nt
Organism: Diabrotica virgifera virgifera (western corn rootworm)
Lineage: Eukaryota; Metazoa; Arthropoda; Insecta; Coleoptera; Chrysomelidae
Product: CCHC-type zinc finger nucleic acid binding protein-like
Exons: 1
Coding region: 1-741 (246 amino acids)
Biological process (GO): positive regulation of cytoplasmic translation
Cellular component (GO): cytoplasm
Molecular function (GO): translation regulator activity; single-stranded RNA binding; mRNA binding
Source: RefSeq, a predicted model, not a curated record
AUGGUAAAGCCCAGAGAGAGCAAAGGAGUGGUAGUGCUAACCAAGGCAAAGGAUAAGUCCUUCGACGAACUACUGGGUGAGUUACGCACAGACCUUUGCGGCAGGAGCGACGUUGUUGUUAAACGUCUUAGGCAGACCAGAGAUCAGGGCAUUGUAUUGGAACUAGGAGGAGGUAGAGAGAUGGCGGAAACGGUGAAGGGCAUCGUCUCAGCUAGGCAGGGCACGGUCACAAGAGCCGUGGCGAAAGGUGGUACAGUCAGGCGUGAGCUCUUUGUAAAUGGAGCAGAUGGUCUAACCAAAGAAACUGACAUUGUCAGCGCAAUUGAGACUUUUGCGGGACGGAACGGAACGUGUCAGGUCAGGGGACCCCUUCGUAAGGCAUAUGGCGGAGACCUCAACGCCACAGUUGAGGUCGAUGAAGACAUUGCAGCGCGCCUUAUACGGAUAGGCUUUAUUAGGGUGGGAUAUAUAUCCUGCACAAUUAAGGAGAAAAUCCGUAUCGCCCGGUGCUACAAGUGCAUGGAGUACGGACAUCGCAGGUCUGAGUGUAAAAAUGAGGUCUUGAAGGGAUGCAUCCGGUGUGGAGAAGAGGGACACACCGUGAACGAUUGCCCAGAAGAAGGGCACAAAUGUAUUAAUUGCAAAGUCACGGGACAUCGGGGCAACUCAAUGGAAUGUCCGAAAUUCCGACAACUGGUCAACACGGCCAGGGAGGAAACGGAAAGGAGAGUGCAGUCUUAG